Molecule: messenger RNA, 1902 nt
Organism: Penicillium nucicola
Lineage: Eukaryota; Fungi; Ascomycota; Eurotiomycetes; Eurotiales; Aspergillaceae
Gene: mrh4
Product: ATP-dependent RNA helicase MRH4
Exons: 1
Coding region: 1-1902 (633 amino acids)
Biological process (GO): maturation of LSU-rRNA from tricistronic rRNA transcript (SSU-rRNA, 5.8S rRNA, LSU-rRNA)
Cellular component (GO): nucleolus
Molecular function (GO): ATP binding; nucleic acid binding
Source: RefSeq, a predicted model, not a curated record
AUGCCUUUGCCAGUACCAUCUUCGAUAUGUUUGGCAUGCCAAACCAGAGCCACUCUCCUCCCAUCCAUUGUGUCGACAUUAUGGCAAACCACGCGAGGUAUGGCCUCUGUUCGAGUGCGUCGCAAGGCUGCUCGUAUGGCCCUCUCGCCCAACGUCUCUAGGCAAUCAAUGCCUCCGUCUGACAAGCCCCGUUCGACUCGAUCACGCGCCGGGCCUUUUGCUUCGAUGAAUCAGACGGUAGCCCGGAUUCGGGACACGCCGCGAUCACGAUCGCAGGCGGCCCUCAAACGUUCAGGGGAGGAGGGCAAGGUAGAGAAGAAGGACAGCCCGCUGUACAAGGCGUUGAAGAUGCAAACAAUGCUAUCACCUAUCAAUUACGGCAAGCGCGCUGCCGUCAAAGCCAAGCUUGCCAAUCUCGACAGUUUCGACCACUUCCCUCUCCUUCCAGCAGUGCGGCAAUCGAUCUUUGUUCAGGCUCUGCCUGGUCUCACCGAUAUCCAACCUACCCCUAUUCAACGACUCGCGAUUCCCGAGCUUCUUAAAGAAGAGCCUAGGAAAAGGAGGCACGCAAAGAAGGCGGAUGAAGAAGAGUACACGUACGACCAGUUCCUCUUGGCGGCAGAGACUGGCUCAGGCAAGACUCUCGCGUACAUGCUCCCAGUUGUCGAUGCUAUCAAGCGUGCUGAGGCACGUGAAGCGGAGGAAGACAAGAUCAUUGAAGAACAAAAGGCAAUUGAGCGGGAGGAGAGAAUGAAGAACAAGACGUUCGACCUAGAGCCCGAGGAGCCGCCUAUGACGAAUGCCGCUCGUCCCCGUGCCAUCAUCCUUGUCCCAACUUCUGAGCUGGUAUCUCAAGUCGGUGCCAAACUUAAGGAAUUGGCUCAUGCGGUUAAGUACCGCCCCGGUGCCAUCGCAGCAACCUUCACCCCUCGUCGAAUUAAGAAUGCCAUCUUCAACCCCGCUGGCGUCGAUAUCCUUGUUUCAACCCCUCAUCUCCUUGGAUCCGUUGCGAAAACGAAUCCCAAUAUCCUCAGCCGAGUCACUCACCUCGUUCUCGACGAAGCCGAUUCUCUGAUGGACAAGUCAUUCAUCCCAACAACCACCGAGAUCAUCUCCAAGGUCACACCAUCCCUCAAGAAACUGAUCCUUUGCUCGGCCACUAUUCCCCGCAGUCUCGACAAUCAGCUGCGCAAGCGCUACCCUGAUAUCAAACGACUCACAACUCCCAACCUUCACGCUGUUCCUCGUCGUGUCCAGCUUGGUGUCGUAGACAUUGAAAAAGAGCCGUACCGCGGUAACCGAGAUCUUGCGUGUGCCGAUGUCAUCUGGUCCAUCGGAAAGGCAGGCGAGAGAUCCGACCAAACCGAGACAUGGGGACCCCUUAACGCAUACAUGGACCCAAAGGUCAAGAAGAUCAUCGUAUUCGUCAACCAGCGCGAGGAGGCAGAUGACGUCGCUCAAUUCCUACGCACAAAGGGUAUUGACGCCGUUUCUCUGUCUCGUGACACCGACUCCCGAAAGCAAGAACAAACCCUUGCCGAGUUCACCGAAGUCAAGCUCCCUCCAACCGCCGAGGAGAUCAUGCUCCAGAAGAAGAGCGCCCGUGCUUCCAAGAGCAUUCCCUUCGAGCUUCCUGAUCGCAAAGAGCCCAUCCGCAAACUUGCCGAUACCAAGGUUCUCGUGACCACGGACAUUGCCUCCCGUGGUAUCGACACCCUCGCUGUGAAGACGGUUGUGCUGUACCACGUGCCCCACACUACCAUCGACUUCAUUCACAGACUGGGUCGUCUCGGCCGAAUGGGUAAGCGUGGUCGUGGUGUCGUCUUGGUCGGCAAGAAGGACCGCAAGGACGUUGUCCGCGAAGUCCGCGAGGGUAUGUACCGCGGACAGGCACUGAUCUAG